UUCGCGUUGAUGGUACUGUUCCGUGCGACUUGUCGCAAGCUACCAGCAACGAAUGGAUGACUAAUAACCCAUCAGCACACAGUGUCACGGUACCAACCAGAGGAGCUACAGGUGCAAUGUCCUCCCAGGUGAGGGGCAGGGGCAACCUACCUGUCGCUCGCACACUGGCCACAACAUUCAGUGCCUGCGAAUGGCACUGGAAGAAUUCACGGGGUUCUUCGCACACCCGUGGACUUUGAGUGCCAUCCUCAGAGCCCUUGUCCGCUACGACGGCGCGCCAAAGGACGACCAAGCACCCAAACACCUUUCUAGGAAAUGUGGUGAGUGUACGUGGUGUGGCCAUCUGCAGAAGUACUAUCGCCAAGGUGCUGGAACUGCUGGAAUCUCUUCGGCGUCAGUUGGACGGUGCUGGCAUUCGUGCCCUCGCCAACAUGCUAUUAAACUAACGGGACCAAACAGUGAUGAACUUUAAUCGCGCGAUCACGAGAUGAUCCGGUUGGGAAAGGAGCUCGAGGGCCACGCAUAGCAUAUGCUGUUCUUGGUUCGUCUGCCACAAUGGCUGUUGGUACCACAAUGGUACUCUUGGUCUUGGCAAUGGCCGUGUAAGAUGCAGCCGUUCCGCUUCAGUCGACGAGCGUCCGGGAAACGCGCUCGGAGUUGUCAGUCCGUAACACGCCGCCCCCCGAUGCCCCCGCGCUGUUCCGCUCCGGUGCCCGUCCGGGCCCGCAUGACCGACUCAUUAUCCCACCAGAACUUGGAUUGAGAUGAGACUAUACCCUAUGUCAGGUCAGGACAGGUCAAGUACUUACAUAACAUAUACAGUCGCGGCCAGAAAAUCUUGGAGAUCAAUGUCAUUCCAGUGUCACAAAGUAUGAAACACCUUUUUAAGUAUUGUAACUUUAUAUAUACAUAUUUUUAGUUUUGUCAUUUUUGACACUGCGAGCAUGCUAAUACUGCAUGCACGUGACAAAUACUUUAAACUUCAAACGUCAAAGUGACAAUAAAGUCUAGACUACAUUCAAAUUUUUUAAAUGACAGAAAAAUUAUGUCCUAAAUGAUUUGUUCGCCACUGGAUAUCUAUAUAAAGUCGCGAUCUUUUCUAUAGAACCACUCCCUAGUGUAAAUUUUCAAAAUUUGUUUGGUGUAAGUGACCUUGACGGGUUUCUGGGGGAAAACAUAUGUGUCAAAAAUUUGACAGGUUAGAUGGCCCCAUUGUUAAUGUAGAUAUUUUAUUUUAAUAAAUAGAUGAACAGAACAUACAGUCUGCACGGGAUACAGUGCGGCAUAUUUGAGGGCAACCGAAACAUUCGUGUUGUGCUAGUUUCGAUUGCCAUAUCAACUACCGCUACCAACCGCGUUCGGCGUAAAGUACUAGAUGACAGGGCUAUCAACUUGACUUUUUAUCGAGUGGUUCCGUAGAAAUGACCGCUAC
This is a messenger RNA of Zophobas morio, 1432 nucleotides long. RefSeq lists its product as uncharacterized. The record is from RefSeq and is a predicted model, not a curated record. Bases 191 to 472 code for a protein of 93 amino acids. NCBI's taxonomy places the organism in Eukaryota, Metazoa, Arthropoda, Insecta, Coleoptera, Tenebrionidae. The transcript has 5 exons.